Molecule: messenger RNA, 4487 nt
Organism: Acanthaster planci (crown-of-thorns starfish)
Lineage: Eukaryota; Metazoa; Echinodermata; Asteroidea; Valvatida; Acanthasteridae
Product: tyrosine-protein kinase Src-2-like
Biological process (GO): protein phosphorylation
Molecular function (GO): ATP binding; protein tyrosine kinase activity; protein binding
Source: RefSeq, a predicted model, not a curated record
CUGUAACCUGCCUGUGCCAGCACUCGGCCGACUUUGACUUAUUUUCAUUUCUGGAAGUCAGUGCAGUGCGGCUGUGAGUUACCUCGCAGAUUUUCCACAGCAUGCGGGCGUGGAAAGGUAUUAUUUUUAGGCCCGGUUUUUCCUUGCGAGUCCGGUUGGGGCGGAUGUGGCGCGGUGAGUAGCCCGUGCGGAUCCCAGCUCUAAAUCACGGACUGAAAUAGGUGUAGGAGUUGGCGUUGCUACAAUUUUAUUACAGUGAGAUCGAGCUUCAUGGUGUAUUGCCAUGAACUAGGCGUGCACCCCGCGAGCACAAUCGGUUAGAACGUGGUGUGAGUCGGACUGCAAGAAACGAUAAGACAACGCCCUACAUCACGGAAAAGUUGGUUCGUGUUGGUAAGCAGAAGCGGCUAGCUCGGGAGCGUGUUCUUCUUGCCCUUAGACCGGACAGUCGGUCGGCCGGUGGGUUUGUCGGUCGGUUGGCGUCAUCUCUCCGGCAUGGGCAACAAGGAAAGCACUCAUGGGGGCGGAGCCGACGGCCCGGACGGCUUCGAUCACAGCACCUCCACCAUUACUGUCUCCUCGGCCAAGCUGCGCGGGGACAGGAAAGACCGCAAGGACAAGGAUAAGAAGCCCAAGAAGGGCAAAACCCGCAAGGACUCCGUGAACGCAGCUGGAGGCGGGGGAGGAGGUGGUGGUGGCGGCGGCAGCAACGAGCAGGACCGGCAGAACCAUACCGGCGGAGACGUUGGCGGGCCGGGAGGGGGAGCGGGAAACGUGGGUGCCAUGAUCUCGGCUGGCGUGGGAAACGAACAAAUGGGGAUCAUGCACUCGCCGAGUACAAGACCUGCUGGUGAGCGGUACAAAGCAUUGUAUGACUACGAAGCCCGGACGGCCGACGAUCUUACUUUCCGAAAAGGAGAAAUACUCAUCAUUACAAAUAAAACUGACCCUAACUGGUGGUUGGCGACCUCCAUGCUGACAAAACGAGAAGGUUAUGUCCCGAGGAACUACAUUGAACCGGCGGACGUGCUACAGGCGGAGGAUUGGUUCUUUGAGAAGAUGACGAGAAAGGAAGCAGAGAAGCAGCUGCAACUGGCCGGCAACCCGCGGGGGACAUUCCUCAUUAGGGGCAGCGAGACGAGUCCAGGCGCCUACUCGUUAUCUGUGUUGGAUCAUGAUGAUUCGCGGGGGUUCAAUGUCAAGCACUACCGCAUCCGGACGCUAGACAACGGAGGCUACUACAUUAGUACCCGCAUCACCUUCCACACGCUGCACGACUUGGUCAACCACUACACGAGCCAAGCCGACGGUCUGGUCUGCCGCCUGCUGAACCCUUGCCCCCGCCAAAAGCCCGCCAUGUUCGAGAUCAGCAAGGACGUCUGGGAGAUCCCCCGCCGCUCCAUCAAGCUGGAGCGAAAGCUGGGCAACGGGCAGUUCGGCGAGGUUUGGGAAGGUGCGUUGCUGGAGAGAACCGAAGAGCAUUCCCGUACCUGGAACGGAACGGUACGAGUCGCCGUGAAGACUCUGAAGGAAGGCGCUAUGGAUCCAACAGCUUUCCUCCAGGAGGCCAACAUCAUGAAGAAGCUACGGCACCCGAAACUGGUCGCCCUUCUAGCGGUGUGCUCAGAGGGAGAGCCAAUCUACAUAGUGACCGAACUGAUGACAAACGGCUGCCUCUUGGAUUACCUCCAUGAGGGCGAGGGUAAGCAGCUACGGGAGCCCGAGCUCAUUGACAUCACAGCACAGGUCGCAGACGGCAUGGCUUACCUGGAGUCCCAACGAUUCGUCCAUCGCGACCUGGCGGCAAGGAAUAUUUUGGUGGGAGACCUCAGAAACUGCAAAGUUGCCGAUUUCGGGCUGUCGCGAAUUAUUGAGGACGAGUACAUCGCUAAAGAAGGCGCAAAGAUGCCCAUCAAAUGGACGGCUCCGGAGGCCAUAAACUUCGGCAAAUUCACCAUCAAGUCCGAUGUCUGGUCUUUUGGGAUCCUGAUUUACGAGGUCAUCACCAAAGGGCGGGUGCCUUAUCCGGGAAUGGUGAACCGUGAGGUCCUGGACCAGGUAUCACGUGGCUACCGAAUGCCCAAGCCACCCGAGUGCCCCGACCAGCUUUACGACAUCACCAAACAAUGUUGGGACGCCGUCCCGGAGAAGCGGCCCACCUUCGAGUUCCUCCACUCCUUCCUGGACGACUUUUACCAUGCCUCGGAGAUCCAGUACCAAUAAAGGUCUUGGCCUCAUCAGCGGCCAUCUUGGAUUAUGAGGGGAUCAUUAAUAUAACUGUGUAAAUUACGAGGCUACAAAAGGGAUACCAGGACCCGAAUCUUGUGCAAUGUUGACUAGCAAGAAGUAAAAGUUUGACGGAUCCCAUCAAUAUCCGAACAACGGACAAGCGUUUCUCGAAAUACCUGUAAGAAUGUACCAAGUGCUUGUACCAUCUCCGGGGGGUUGUAUAGUAAAUGAAAAUAUAUGCAUAGGAUUUUUUUUGUGUUACACGGCUGUGUCAGUUGCGCCCCUAGGGCCCUACAUUUUUUUAUGUAAAGAUUUAUUAAUGUACGUGUUCACUCAUUUUAAAGAAGUCCAUUACAGAUUCUUAAGUAAGUCACUCAAGUCGUCCAGUUGCUCGUCAACUAUUCGUAUGUUACUGUUCAUCUCCAAGGUGUCCUGUGGUCAGGCUUUUCAGUCAAGUUAUGGUUGGAGCGCGAUUUCAAAUUAUUGUCCUGCUGAUUAACCAACUAGCGUACUACGUUAUUCAUGUCUGACCAAGCCAGAGAUGUGAACUUUGACUUGUCGUUUGCGUGCGAAAUCGGCCUCCCGAGGUGUCAGUUUCAAACCCAAAGUGUUAGUAAAGGACAGAUACUUACUUCUGAAAUGUAAAUAGAAGGAAAAUUAAAAUGAAAUAAUAUAUAGCAGCAAUUAUGUUCUAAAGUUUGCUUUUGAGAAGAUUGCCGUUCGUGAAUACAUGUAUUAUAAAUGAAUUUUAGAAUUGCAUUAUUUUGUAAGUAAUGUCUUCCAUGAGACAUAAUGAAAAAGAAAAGAAUCUACAGAAUGUAUCAGUUUUCUGUAAUUUCAAAGGUGAUUUCGGCAAGGUGUGGUUUAUAGAAGUUAAUCAGAUAUGUGCGUUGCUUUCAGUGGGUUGUAAAUAUAUUGAAAAGGGGCACCAUUGACGACUAUUUCAGUGAAAUAACGCAAAAAUCAUUUACGAUUUCACUUAUUUAUUAACCUAUUCGUAUUACGCAAGUUGCACUUUUGGUGGAUUAUAUUGUACAUAUGCAAUAGAUCAAUUCUUAAUGUAAUUAAUUACGAAGGCAUUAACUAGUGAAGGUUGUGUAGUACAUCUUCAUAGCGUACGGUUAAUCUUCUCGGGAUAUAGCGGCCACAAUAGGAAAAUACUGUUGCAAACCUGUUCCUCGACAAUUCAAGGGCACCCUCCACAUAUUGAGAAGGCCAGUGAAGAGAAGGAAUCGUAGGCUGCAUCCGAAUCAGCCUCUAGAGCUAGGUCUAAGUCUGUGCCCAUUGAAGAUACACGUUGAUUUAGACGCAGCCAUAUAGUUCUAGAAACCCGUUUCGGACAAGCCAUUCACAUACAUGAGCCCUUCUCCGACUGGAGUGGCUGGGGACAUGAGUAACGCACGCGGCUAAGAGGAAGUGAUUGCGACUACUGACCAGUCAUUCCCAUAGACGCACUUAUCAUUUUAGCCUCAGCCACAACUUUCAGACAGCCAAAUCGCAUUUAAGACUAUGCUUUUCAACCAGCACUUCUUUGCACAAAAAAAGAGAAACAUUGUGACAAUUCAAAGUAUGAGAUACCACCAUGGAUGUUAAAUUAAUCUCAUUUUUCUAUUGUGUGCUUCUCAGAAGAACUGGUUGUCUUCAAUCGCUGUAUAGUGCACAUCAUUUAGCAUAGCACUGACCACAUCUCUCCACGGGGACUAACUGUUCGAAAAUUCUGACUGAAUGUGUUGCCUGAAAAGCUAAUUCUACCAGUAUCUUAAUUGGGUUUUAUCCUUUCCAUAAUUUUUAUAUAACCUCAUAUUUUAGUUUUCAUGAUGCUCACAUCACUGAUUGAUAAUACUGACAAUUUCAUAGGCUCUCUAUCUGCCUUGACUGGGUAUUUUUUUGAUUCAGGGUGUCAGUCUUGAUUUGAAACAAAUGUAGCUAGAAGAAAACAUUUAUUCAAGAUUUUGUACUUUAAGUGCUUCCUCAAAAGUGCAAUUACCUGUACAUUGUAUUUGAAAAAUGCAGCAUGCAGAUGAAGUGUUCUGGUGUAAAGUCCAGUACGUUGUAUAACUGUUUCCAUGUUUUCAAUAGUUUCGAACAGAAGAAAUUGACAAUUAGGUUCAAUUUCAAUUGUAAACGUAACUUUGAAAGUCCAGGGGAAAAUGCAAAACAUGAAUCAUUUAGUUACAUAAUUUCGAAAUAGGUUUGCCCAUUUUAAAACUGAAACUACUUUUUGUUUGAAAUAAAGCAACGUUUAUGCAAGCACCUUC